Messenger RNA from Cyclopterus lumpus (lumpfish), 1689 nucleotides. Its product is annotated as phosphatidylinositol 3-kinase regulatory subunit gamma-like. Gene Ontology annotation, molecular function: 1-phosphatidylinositol-3-kinase regulator activity. The transcript is spliced from 11 exons. The record is from RefSeq and is a predicted model, not a curated record. Gene Ontology annotation, biological process: insulin receptor signaling pathway; phosphatidylinositol phosphate biosynthetic process. NCBI's taxonomy places the organism in Eukaryota, Metazoa, Chordata, Actinopteri, Perciformes, Cyclopteridae. Gene Ontology annotation, cellular component: phosphatidylinositol 3-kinase complex. Bases 1 to 1689 code for a protein of 562 amino acids.
AUGGCAGAAGAGGGUUUCCAGCUCAGAGCGCUAAACUGUGCACAGGACAAUGAGCUCCAGCUAGCUGACUUCCCAACGUCAUCACUCGCAUCCCUCCAUCUCAGGGACGAAGCUGUGGUCAUCAACGAGAGCACCAACCAUAUGGGGGAUAAUCCCGAGCCCCAUUCUGUAUUUUCUGUAAUGUCAUCACUGCUCAACCAAUCUCAACAGCAGACAGACAUAUCCGUGUCGACGAGGCCGGAGCCUCCACCAGCAGUUCAAGUAACACUGGGCCGUUGGGUGCUUAAUGUUGCAGACUUCUACGAGCCUCAGAUGGGCCAAAACGACGGCGAGCCUCACUCUUGCACCCUGACAGCGUUCCUGCGUGACCUUUCCACCCCUGUCGAUCAUGAUGACGUGUUUGCUGCACUAAGAGCCAACAUUGUCACGGAGGGAGAACCUCAACCCAAGAACAACAUAACCAAAGCAAUGGCAGCAUGCGACUGCAGCUCUGAUGACAACCAUCUGUCUGAUGCCGAGUGGUACUGGGGAAAUACCUCCAGAGAGGAAGUAAAUGAGAUGAUGAGAAACACUCCUGAUGGCACGUUCCUGGUCCGAGAUGCGUCCAGUAAGGUUAAGAGGGAAUACACACUCACACUAAGGAAAGGUGGCUCCAACAGACUGAUAAAGAUCUUCCAUCAUGAGGGGAAGUACGGCUUUUCUGAGCCACUGGCCUUUACCUCUGUGGUGAACCUGAUCCAGUAUUUCCAGAAUAAGUCUCUGGCCCAGUACAACUCUAAACUGGACACACAGCUACUCUAUCCCAUAACCAGAUACCAGCAGCAGCAGAUUGUGGUUGACGUUGACAUUGAUGCAGUUGGAGAACAGCUGAGGAUAUUUCAGGAUCAAUACAAAGAGAAGAGCAAAGAGUACGAUCGUCUGUUUGAGAAGUUUAACCAAACCUCUCAGGAGCUGCAGAGCAAGCGGACAGCCAUAGAGGCUUUCAGUGAAAUCAUUCGGAUCUUUGAGGAGGAAUGUGAAACGCAAGAACGCUACAGCAAAGAAUACAUCGACAUGUUCCUCACAUUAGACAGCAGUACACAGUCAGACAAGAUUCAAAACAAUUCAGAUGAGCUGCAGUCAAGGGUGGAGGAGAUCCACAACAGCAAAAAGAAGUUGGAGGAGGAGCUGAGGAGGAAGGCGUUGGCUCACAUGGAGGUCGACAAGAAAAUGGACAACCUGAAGCCCGACCUAGUACAGCUCAGGAAGAUCAGAGAUCAAUACCUGCUCUGGCUCACCCAGCAAGGCACCAGACAGAGCCAGAUCAAUGAUUGGCUGGGUAUCAGGAAUGAAGAAGACCCGUACACUCUGGCAGAUGAUACAGACCAGGAGGAGAGGAGCUGGUACGUUGGUGGUAUGAGACGAAAGGAGGCCGAAGAGCUGAUGAGAGGGAGGAGGGACGGGACCUUCCUAAUCAGAGACAGCCAGACUCAGAGAGGCUCCUUUGCCUGCUCUGUUGUUGUGGACGGGGAUGUGAAGCAUUGUGUGAUCUACAGAACAUCCACAGGGUUUGGCUUUGCUGAGCCCUUCAACCAGUACCCAUCGCUAAGAGAGCUGGUCCUCCACUAUCGACACACAUCCCUGAUCCAACACAACCAGCAGCUGAAUGUAACCCUGGCCUGGCCCGCUCUCAGCCAGCAGUCCAGCUGA